This is a messenger RNA of Babesia sp. Xinjiang, 2103 nucleotides long. RefSeq names its product putative ubiquitin carboxyl-terminal hydrolase 16 (gene ubp16). The transcript has a single exon. NCBI's taxonomy places the organism in Eukaryota, Apicomplexa, Aconoidasida, Piroplasmida, Babesiidae. The record is from RefSeq and is a predicted model, not a curated record. Gene Ontology annotation, cellular component: nucleus; cytosol. Bases 1 to 2103 code for a protein of 700 amino acids. Gene Ontology annotation, biological process: protein deubiquitination. Gene Ontology annotation, molecular function: cysteine-type endopeptidase activity; cysteine-type deubiquitinase activity.
AUGAAGCUGGCGAGCAAGCGCUACCCGCGCUUUGUCUUACAAUUACAUGAUCGCAAUAUCAAUUUCAUCAAGUCAGUAGAGAAGGUAGAAGAAGAUGAAAUUGAAUUUUUCAAGGAUGGCAAACUUCAUAGCAAACGAAGACAUCCACCAAAUGCGGAUGAUGCAAAAGUGCCAUUCAAAAAUGCUGUAGCUUUAAUACAGACGCUGCAAGGCAGCGAUGCUUUCGGUGUUGAUAUGCUACCGAAUGCAAUACGAAACGGGCAAUUCGACAAGAUGGCUGGAGGAUUGCAUAACCCUGGGAUCAAUAUAUGUUUUAUGAAUGUAAUCAUACAGGUACUCACGCAUUCACCAUAUCUAGCACCUGCCAUGCUAAGGUCAGCACACGGAAGGGUGUGCCAAAACGCAAAACGAAAGAUGGUAUGUGUUGCCUGUGUACUAGAAGAACAUAUAAAACGGGCACUCAACACUUGUACCCCUACACAAAACCCAUUUGUACAUUUGGUACAAAAACUUAUAUGGACACAAUACCAACUGGGCCGACAAGAGGAUGCUUUUAUAUUCCUAAAACAUUUCUUCGAAGCACUCAUUAAGGGUUGCUACGGCUCAAAGUAUCCAUAUAAUUCACCUAUGGUCAUACCGCAGAAUGAUGUCAUGCGCAGUUUCGUAGGACGUAUCUUCGGAGGGUUCCUCCUGAAUGUUUUGAUAUGCGAAAAAUGCAACUACAGGUCAGAAAAAUUGGAAUCAUGUUUCGAUAUCUCCGUUGACAUAUACCGUGCCAAUAAAUUAGUUGACCUAUUGUCAUCGUUUGUCAAGGAGGAAACACUUGAUAGUAACAACAAGUACAACUGCCCAAUGUGCAAAAGACAUCAAAAAGCAACUAAGGCAAUGUCAAUUUAUCGCGCACCAAGGAUCAUGAAUAUUGUACUUAAGAGAUUCGGUAUGGCAGCAUCUGGCUGUGAGAAGAAUAAGAAGGAAAUAUCAUUCCCACUCAGCUUCUCCAUGUCACUACAUACGUCUAAACAAGAACAACCGGUAUGGCUCACAUAUGAUCUGUAUGCUGUGGUAUGCCAUUUGGGAAGGUCGUUACACAUGGGACACUAUAUCACUUUUAUCAAAGGACAACAUGGAUUCUGGAACCGCUUUAACGAUGCAAAUGUCACAUCUGUAUCGCAAAAUACAGUUCUAGCACAAAAACAAGAAGCAUAUCUGCUUUUCUAUGCCGCUAAGGAUGAUUGUGUUCAGAUAUGUGAUAUGCUUGUGAACGAUAAUGCCAUCACGAAUAUCUUCACCACAGAUCCUGUUCCUGAAAAUAGGAAUCUAGAAUCAACAAUAGUACAAUAUAGGACAGAUCUACUACACGCGGACGCUAUGGCUGAAGAUCACAGCGUCGAUUCAUGGUCGGAGGCUCCUAAUUGGGAUGAAGGAAAUGAACGGCCUGAACUCUGGCAAAUGACGCCAACAAUAACCGAAGACUCAUUACCUUUCCUUAAUUUGCCAGCGACCGAAAACAAGAGCGAUGGAAAUAUACGAACUUUAAACAAGGAGGAUGGAGUAACCACUACUAUGCCUAGGAGGUGCGUGACUCGCCGUAAACACGGAUAUAGGCUCAAACUCAUUAGGCUGUUAAGCCACCUUGUCACAGCUGAUGACAUGAUUCGCGAGAUUAUGCGAAUACAAGGGGGUAAUACACGUGAAAGGUCCUCUACUGUUGAUCCCGAUAACAUGCCGGAAGAGGAAAGCAGUACCGCACCGGCGCUGGAGUCACGGAGCGAUAAUAUAGGCACAUGGUCUGAUGCAGAGCAGGAUGAGACCUACCAAGAAUUGAGCGAAGCCAUACACCCUGCACUACCUAAGCGCUCUCAAGAAGAUAUUGAAUACGACCGAGGCAAAACGAAGAAGAAGAAGGGACCGCCUUCACAACCACUUGGUGAAGCACAAUACAUAAAGCACAAUUCAGGUGCAGAAAUUACUGUUCAUCAAAAAAGUGCUUUCGAUACAGUGUUGGAACGAAGGCAGAGAAGACACAACAUGGAGAGGCGAAAGAAUACCAAUGUUAAGCCCCAAUAUCCACGCAGAACAUCUAGGGGAAAUAAUUUGUCAUAA